Mytilus californianus (California mussel) is the source of this 829-nucleotide messenger RNA. RefSeq lists its product as uncharacterized. Bases 7 to 801 code for a protein of 264 amino acids. The transcript has a single exon. The record is from RefSeq and is a predicted model, not a curated record. NCBI's taxonomy places the organism in Eukaryota, Metazoa, Mollusca, Bivalvia, Mytilida, Mytilidae.
AUCAAGAUGGCAAAAACAAAAAUUACAAUAAGAAAAAAAGAACAGUGGAAAUGUGGUUUUUGUCCCACUUCAUUUGACUGUAAAGAUGAAAGAGAUAAUUAUCUGGCUUCUUGUGCAAAUGAAAGAUUGUUUUGUACUGAAGGUGGCUGUUUCUACCAUACAGACAAGUCAAAGAACUUACUGAGACACAUGAAAACUAAACAUCAGAAAGACGAUGAUAGUGAUAGUGACAAAGAGGCAAAUACUAGUAAGAGUAAAGACCUGCUCAGCGGUUCAUCAGAGUCCGAGUCUGAGGAUGAAUGGAAAAGACAGGAUCCAGGAGACAUUCUUGGACAGGACAGUGAUGAAAGUGCACACCGUGAUAAAGAAGAAGAGAAGGAUACAGGAUUAAAAGAGACCGAAAACAAGAAAGAUGACUACAUGGUGACAAUUAAACCAGAUGAAAGAACUGUUGUUUGUAACACAGAAUUGGGUCGGAUAAUCAGACAAAAGACUACUCCUCGGCUUCCAGGAGUGAGAGGUACUUUUGUUGGAAGACUGGGACCAGAGAUUUUUGCAGUUGGUAAUAAGAGUACCGAUGCAAAAGGAUUACCAGUGGACAACCCAGACAAAGGGGAAAGUAAAGUCAAUGAGAAGGAAAAUAUUGCUCUCUGUUCAACAUGUAGGAAAAGGAAAGUGAAUUUAGUUUCGUGUGGUAUUCAAACAGACUCGUUGUUGUAUACGAGAACUGUAAAAACUGAAACAACCUAUCGAGAAGGUCCAAAGAAGAUCCGUAUAGUGGAAGUUAAAGAAGCCAUCUAAAGCUUUUCAGAUAUUGAGUGGACAUAUU